Molecule: messenger RNA, 1603 nt
Organism: Coffea eugenioides
Lineage: Eukaryota; Viridiplantae; Streptophyta; Magnoliopsida; Gentianales; Rubiaceae
Product: zeatin O-glucosyltransferase-like
Exons: 1
Coding region: 1-1437 (478 amino acids)
Molecular function (GO): UDP-glycosyltransferase activity
Source: RefSeq, a predicted model, not a curated record
AUGGCUGGUAGUAACAACACCCAAAACCAUGGUUUAAAUGGCCUAAAACAACCACAAGUGGUGGUUGUUAUGGUGCCUUUUCCAUUGCAAGGCCAUCUCAACCAGCUUUUACACCUCUCCCGCCUCAUCUCCUCCUACAACAUCCCCGUCCACUACGUCAGCACCGCCACCCAUAACCGCCAAGCCAAGCUUCGUGUCCAUGGCUGGAAUCCUCUUUCCAAAGCCAAUAUUCAUUUCCAUGAAUUCCCAACAGCAAAUUUUCCCAACCCCGCUCCUAAUCCUAAUACCUCCCUUAAAUUCCCCGCUCAUCUUCAACCCUCUUUCGAUGCCUCGGCUGACCUUCGAGGGCCUAUUUCCGCUCUAUUCCGUGCACUUUCGGCCAGAGCUAAAAGGGUCGUCAUUAUCAAUGAUUCUCUCAUGGGAUCAGUGGUUCAAGAUUUUGUUACUUUAUCAAAUGCUGAGUCCUACACCUUCCACAGCGUUUCUGCUUUUUCUAUAUUCUUUUUCAUGUGGGAAAGGAUGGAAAACCCUUUUCCUGUUGAUAAAGAAAUCUUAAAAAUCCUUCCUCCCAUGGAUGGCUGUUUUACUCCUGAAUUCAGUAAUUUUGUGAAAGCACAGCACAACUUUGUGCAACUCAAUUCUGGCCGCAUUUACAACUCAUGCAAAGUCAUAGAAGGUACAUAUCUUGACUUACUUUCAAAGGAAGAGAUAAGCCAAAAUAAGAAGCAGUGGGCUCUUGGACCAUUCAAUCCAGUGAAUAUUAUGCCCCAAAAAAGUGGGCCAAAGGAAGAAAAUAAUGAACGUCAUAAAUGUCUCCAGUGGCUUGACAGGCAAAGUAAUAACUCGGUAAUAUUUGUGUCCUUUGGUACCACAACUUCGAUUUCUGACGAACAAAUCAGAGAACUUGCCUUUGGCUUGGAAAGAAGUGCCCAAAAGUUCUUGUGGGUGCUGAGGGAUGCUGACUCAGGAGAUGUAUUUGUUCAAGAAACUAGAAAACUGGAGCUGCCAAAAGGGUUCGAACGAAGGGUUGAAGGCAGGGGCUUGGUGGUGAGAAACUGGGCACCCCAGUUGGAGAUUUUGGGGCAUUCAGCAACUGGGGGUUUUAUGAGCCAUUGUGGAUGGAAUUCUUGCAUGGAAAGCAUAACCAUGGGAGUGCCCAUGGCAACAUGGCCUAUGCAUUCGGACCAACCAAGAAAUGCGGUGCUGAUAACUAGGAUACUGAAAGUUGGUCUGGAGGUGAAAGACUGGGCUCACAAAGAUGAGCUUGUGACAUCCUCAAAAGUCGAGAAAGCCGUUAGAAUGUUGAUGGCGGAGGAGGAAGGACAACAGAUGAGGAAGAGGUCAGCGGAGAUGGGGGCAGCUGUCCGGACAUCUUUGGCUGAAGGUGGCGUAACUCGGAUGGAGUUGGAUUCUUUCAUUGCUCAUAUUACAAGAUAGACUUGAAAAUUUAAGGCAUUGUAUACUGCUAGAUUAGUGCUUGUUUUAUUGGUUUGUAAUUGUAAUUUGAAUUCAUCAAUUUAGAAGCCAAAUUUAGUGUACAGUUGAAGGUAUUUGUCAUAGUUAAUGUGUAAUUGAAAGUGGAAACACUUCCUUUUAGGCAUCC